AGUCAGUUUAUUUUGGAAUUUGAUGUUUUGUUUAUUAAAUUGUGAGGUUAUAAAAGCAGCGAAACUUGAACUUUUCUUUGUAAAUUUGUAACAAAUUUAUAAUGCCAUAAAAAAAUAUUAAUUUUGACAUUAUAAAAUUGAUUACUUUAGUUUAGAAUGCCUAGUGGUACCAGAAGAAUAGCGCGCACAGUGCGUACGAACACUAUUACACCUCCUGUAAUCUCUAAUUUUGCAAAUGAACCUUGUGGCCAAAGAUAUGCCCCUCUUGGAGCUGCUGUUCCGACUCUCCCAGCCUUAGAGCAGCCAGCAGCUCCUAAACAUUUUCCGUUUCCAAGCACUCCAGUUGACGAUGAUUUCUUUUUCGAAUUUCUUAUGUGCUUUUUCACGGUUAUAUCGGCUGGACUGCAGUAUCUCCACUUAUACCGGUCUGUUUGGUGGCUUCCACAUUCAUACACCAACCAUGCUCUGAACUUUUAUUUAAUUGACAAAUACUUAGUUAUAUUCGUUGUCAUUGUAUUAUCUCGGAGACUGAUUUACAUGCUUGGCUGCAAAUUGUUAAGCAGGUUUAUUUCAAGUAAAGGACAAGAGACUGGGCAGUUUUACUUAAUGUCAUUUUUCUUUGGCAGUAUAUGUGUGACCCUUUCAAUAUGUGCGUAUUUCGUUAUGCAGAACCAUCCAGUUGUGAACAUACUGUACUUGUGUUACCCCGUCUUCAUUUACAUAAUUCUUUUUGGCUUCAACGUAUGUCCAUUUUUCGAACUAGUGAAUUGCACUACACGGGCACCGCCUCCGCUUCAUGCUUGUAGUUGUAAUGCUAACGAUAUCAGGAGGGAAGUGGAGAACCUUAAAACAAACUUUAAUAACCGAAUGAAGCAGAUCCUGUUCAGUGCCAUUUUAAACGCCUACUACGCUGGAUUCAUUCCUUGCUGUUUUGCACAGUCUGCCCUUCACUAUGACACGUUUUGGGCGACUCAGCACGUGAUGUUUAUUUUUAUAAGUGGAUUUGUGUCACUGACCAUCCACAUUCUCUCCCUGCGUUACUGUGAUAUACUGCACCGAUCAGCCUUGCAUUUGGGAACUUGGGAGAAACUAGAAACGGGACGGACCAUGUUGCUCGUGAAUAAUACUUGGAAGGACGAUGUUUUAUGGCCGUACGGCGCGCUUGUUAGGUACGGAAGGGACAUUUGGAGAGCCCAAGGCGAUUGCAACAGCAGCGAGCCUGGAAAUGUGGGUCUGAAACGGUUCUAUUAUAUUUUCAAGAAUCCGACAGAUCCGCUUAGUCUCAUCCUUCUUCUUCACGUGUUCAUGGUCUUGUACCAGCUAGUCCUGUUGGUACGCAGUACUCUUUGGCAUAAUAUAGUGUCGUUGACUUUCAUUUUAUUUUUUAACUAUUACGUACUUUACAAAUUGUUCAGAGAUUAUCUGGUAAGUAGCAAAUUGUACAUGGAAGAACGAGAAAUGCACAAAAAAAUUAACAUGCGAUGAAACGAUUCUUGUACCACCGUAAUUGAAUUGUGAUACGUUUUAAGGGUACGAUUAUUACUCUAAUGACUAUUUUGCUUUGUAGAAACGUAUUUAUUAAUAAAUAA
Molecule: messenger RNA, 1589 nt
Organism: Anoplophora glabripennis (Asian longhorned beetle)
Lineage: Eukaryota; Metazoa; Arthropoda; Insecta; Coleoptera; Cerambycidae
Product: transmembrane protein 39A
Exons: 6
Coding region: 157-1485 (442 amino acids)
Cellular component (GO): membrane
Source: RefSeq, a predicted model, not a curated record